AUGGAGAAGAGGCAAAGAGAUUUUCUCUUAUUUGCGGGCUUACUGUGCCUAAGUGCCCUAGCUGAGUCUGCAACUGUAAGAACAAUACCAGUCGGAGUGAUUCUGGAUUUGAGUUCAUCACUUGGUCCCACGGUUCAUGAUUGCAUCAACAUCGGACUCCAAGAUUUGCAUUCCUCAGAGUCUUCCCAUGAAACAAAGCUCCAAGUUCAUUUCAGGGAUUCCCAUGGCGAUCUCCUCACUGCAGCUUCUGCAGCUUGGGAUCUAAUAAAUGGAACAAAGGUGCAUGCAAUCCUGGGACCCCAAAACUAUGAGCAAGCAAGGUAUGUUGUAGAACUUGGUAAGCAGUACGAUGUACCAGUGAUUUGGUUUUCUCCAUCUGGUCCAUCUCUUUUGCCACCUCGUUCCCCAUUUUCCAUCUACUCCCGCUCCACUAGAAGCCAUUGCCUUCAGUUCGAAGCUGUCGCGGCCAUUAUCAGAGCUUAUAAUUGGCAGUCUGUGGUCCCCAUUUAUGAAGAGCCAGACUUCGGCAAUGACCUCAUUCCAUGUCUCACUUAUGCCUUGCAAGAAAUGGACACUCUAGUGCCUAACGUAAUUAGCAUUCGUCGAGGUUCCAAUGAUUCUGAAAUCGCCGGCGAGCUCGACAAGAUAAAACCCGAACGAACAUAUGUGUUUCUUGCCCAUAUGACGGUGGAGCUUUGGUCAAGACUUGUGAAACAUGCAAAAGAUAAAGGGAUGAUGAGUCAAGGACACGCUUGGAUACUUACACAAGGCUUAUCCUCAGUGAUAGAUCCGGAAGCUAGAGAUAUAAAAGUGAAAGGCUACAUGGAUGGUGCUUUGGGUGUGAGGCCAUCAGUUUCUGUGAGGCAAUCACUGAAUGUUUCCAGCAUUAUAGCUAAGCGCUUUUCCUUAGCGAGAACAUUAAAGUUUGAGUACAAUAAAACUCUUUCUCUAUCUGGCAUGUGGGCUUACGACACUAUCACGGCAUUGGCCAAUGCGGUAGAGAAGGCCAGCUUAGGUGAUUCUACUUUCGGAUAUGGGAAUGAAAGUAGAGUUGAUCUUGAAGAUGGAGGAAUGCGCAACGAAACAGGCCCAAAACUUCGCAGAAAAAUUCUGGCUACUAAUUUCGUAGGCCUGUCAGGGAAUUUCAGUUUGAGGCUAGGACAACUAGAACCAUCAAAAGUUGUGGUAUACAAUAUUGUGGAAGGCCUAAAAGAAAGGAUCAUUGGGUAUUGGAGACCCGAAAUAGGACUUUUUCAAAAUUACAGUGAAAAUGGCGAACCAGCUGGUAAAUACAAACUAAGGGACCCGAUAUGGCCGGGUAACACGACGGAGAGACCACCAAAGUUGAAAAUUGGGGUCCCAAAGACGCAUUUUACUCAAUUUGUUGAUGUUAAUGUGGGUGUAGAAGGGCAGAAUGUAUCAACUUCUGGCUUGGCUGUUGAUGUAUUUAAAAGAGUGGUUGAUGUUUUGCCAUUUCCUUUACCUUAUGAGUUUGUGCCUGUGAGCAAUGGAGAGCUGACUCCCUCCACCUAUAAUGAUCUUCUCUGCCAUAUCACAGACAAGGCAAGUCUUCAUUCAUCUCUGUUGCUUCCGAUCAAUUGUUUUACUUUCAUCAGCUUUUAUGUUUCUCAGUUUGUCAUAAAGGAAAGUCAGGCAUGUGUUUGCAUAGUUUCAUUGAUGAUUUUAUUCCCCCUGAAGCUUGGAUAUACUCAAGAACAUCCCAGGAAAUGA
Molecule: messenger RNA, 1731 nt
Organism: Neltuma alba
Lineage: Eukaryota; Viridiplantae; Streptophyta; Magnoliopsida; Fabales; Fabaceae
Product: glutamate receptor 2.1-like
Exons: 2
Coding region: 1-1731 (576 amino acids)
Source: RefSeq, a predicted model, not a curated record